CCCUGGAGGCCCACAUGUACCCCGAGAAGCUGAAGGUGAUCGCUCAGCAAGUGCAGCUCCAGCAGCAGCAGGAACAGGUGAGGUUGCUGCACCAGGAGAAGCUAGAGCGCGAGCAGCAGAUCCGAACCCAGCCAGCGCCGCCUCCCUCCCAUCACGUCACCGUGGUCACCAUGGGCCCGUCCUCGGUCAUCAACACAGUCUCCACGUCCCGGCAAAACCUGGACACCAUCGUCCAGGUAGGGGGGACCAAGGAGGACAGCGGCAGGGGGGCUUUGGGGGGUCCCUAACCCCCCUGCACGUGUCGGAGCCGGGGACACGACGUCCUGACGGCCAGUGGUUGCCCUUGGCAGGCGAUCCAGCACAUCGAGGGGACUCAGGAGAAGCAGCUGCAGGAAGAGGAGCAGAGACGCGCAGUCAUCGUGACG
Molecule: messenger RNA, 425 nt
Organism: Pelecanus crispus (Dalmatian pelican)
Lineage: Eukaryota; Metazoa; Chordata; Aves; Pelecaniformes; Pelecanidae
Source: RefSeq, a predicted model, not a curated record